UCUUGCGCAAAAUCUAUAUACCUGUCUGACCUACGAGCAACUAAAUGUUUCCCUCUGACCACAAAAAUGUCAGGUUUGGUAAGUUACUCAAGUUCUGAUGAAUCUGAUGAAGACAUUGUUGAAGAACCAUCUUCAUCUCUUCAAAGCGAAACAAAAGUCUGUGGGAAUGUUAAAAAGGCAUUACCAGUUCCAGAAGACAUAAGGGGGUUGUUUAAUGAUACAGGCAGUGAGAGAAAAGUAAGCAAUGACCCUAAACAUCAUGAUGGUAGGUUGCGGUCUUUUCCACAUGAGGAAGGAAACUGGGCAACUUUAGUAUUUGCACAAUAUGUAGAUGAUGACUUCUUACGGAUGCAGCAGGAAUUAUUUCUGUGUUUGAGACCUCUAGAAUUUCAACCAUUGGCUGAUUAUCAUAUAAGUUUCUCCAGAACAGUCACUAUCCGUCACCACUGGAUACAAGAUAUUUGUGAUUCUUUGGCAAAGGAAUUUUCUCAGUUAGAAGGUUGCUGUUGUGAAAUUGAUGGGGUUCAAGUGUUAACUAAUGAUGAAAAAACAAGAUCAUUCUUGGUGUUAUCAGUGUCCCCGGCGGAUGAUUUACUACACGACUAUAUAUCUGUGAUAGAUACAUGUUUUGAACAAUAUAAAUUACAGGAAUACUACAAGCCCCCACAUUUCCAUGUGAGCAUAGGUUGGUGUUUAGGUGAUGUGACAGACUCUGUUACAGGGAAGUGUAAUAAAAAAUUGAAGGAAAUCGUGGAGAGGAUACUACAAGAAUGUUCAGAUCUGAAAUAUUUCUACAUAGAUAAAUUACUGAUGAAGACAGGAAAUAAACAGUUUGUGUUUCAGCUUGAUACCAGCUCUAAUGUCACCUGAAUAAACAAACAAGUCAUGACAAUUGGAACAAAACAACUUUUAAAAGACACUUGUGUCAGUUCUUGGCAGUUAUCCCUUACCACACUAAAUAUCUUUAAUUGACUUGUCCAUCUUUCAAUCUGGACAAAACCAUUCAUCAUUUUAAGGGAACAUUUCCAAAAAUUUACUGAAUGAUAGCCAAGAGUGCAAACCAACAUCAGACAGUGUGGAUGUUUUCAGCUAAUCUCAGUCUGGACUGGUAUACACUGGUCAAAUAGUUCUGUUAGGAUAUAUUGCCAUAAGCAGGCUUAAUUAAAACAUUAAAUACAUGUAUAAUGCAUAAGGAUAAAAUACUGAAAUACAAUCCUUAUUAUACCUUAUAUGCUGUAACAUAUUUGUAAAUGUUUCAACUUGCAGUCUGUGAUAUUUGGUUGUAAUUUUAUCAAAAUAUUCUCUGAAGCAAAGAGUUAUGAACACUACCACAAGAUUGUUACUCAAAACAGUUGGCUGUUAUAGAUAUUGUGAAAUGUGUUUUAGUUGAAAUCAAUCAAAAUAAAACUAAAAGCAAAUAA
Molecule: messenger RNA, 1421 nt
Organism: Ruditapes philippinarum (Manila clam)
Lineage: Eukaryota; Metazoa; Mollusca; Bivalvia; Venerida; Veneridae
Product: U6 snRNA phosphodiesterase 1-like
Exons: 7
Coding region: 67-870 (267 amino acids)
Biological process (GO): U6 snRNA 3'-end processing
Cellular component (GO): nucleus
Molecular function (GO): 3'-5'-RNA exonuclease activity
Source: RefSeq, a predicted model, not a curated record